Molecule: messenger RNA, 163 nt
Organism: Dentiscutata heterogama
Lineage: Eukaryota; Fungi; Glomeromycota; Glomeromycetes; Diversisporales; Gigasporaceae
Source: the annotation of a GenBank genome assembly
ACAAAAUUUAAACCUCGACGAGGAUAACUAUGAAAUACUUCGCAAAGAAAAAAUCGAUGGACAGAUUUUUCCAGAUAUGACCGAAAAAAAGUUUAUAGAAGAUGGCAUAAAACGAGGACUCACUAUAAAACUAGAUAAACAAGCCAGAAGGUUUAAAGAAUGA